AUGUUUGAAAAUAAUCAUUUUAUGUAUGCUGCUGUUAAUACGAGCGAUGGUGGUGGAAUUAGUUGGAGAGUACCAUUAAAUUUUUCUCCUCUUAAUAUCAGAUUUACUUAUAAAACUUUUUCAAUGUACUCUGCCUAUAUAAAUCAAACAGAUAGAACGACUUUACAAAUUGGAAUAGUAGACAGAACAACAGGAAGUAUUGAAAAAGUUGUUGGAACUGUUUCUAAUCAAACUAAUUUAUUAUUUACUCAAUUUUCGGCAUUUGAUAUAGCUAAUAGUUUAUAUUAUACAUCAAAUAUAAUGACUGUGCCUUAUUCUAAUGGAAUAUCUUAUCUUAAUGUGAAUACAUCAGAAACAAAGAGAAUUUCUUUACCAGAAAGUAACUACAAAUUCUAUGCAUGGUUUAUUAAGCAAUUUGUUCCAUAA
Messenger RNA from Rotaria sordida, 426 nucleotides. The record is from the annotation of a GenBank genome assembly. Lineage: Eukaryota; Metazoa; Rotifera; Eurotatoria; Philodinida; Philodinidae.